Molecule: messenger RNA, 1071 nt
Organism: Schistocerca piceifrons (Central American locust)
Lineage: Eukaryota; Metazoa; Arthropoda; Insecta; Orthoptera; Acrididae
Product: activator of 90 kDa heat shock protein ATPase homolog 1-like
Exons: 9
Coding region: 277-900 (207 amino acids)
Source: RefSeq, a predicted model, not a curated record
UGUGUGCGAAGUUUAAGUUCCCACGUAGAACAUUGCGUGUUGUAUUAAAUGGCUAAGUGGGGUGAGGGUGACACUCGUUGGAUUGUUGAGCAACGAGCAGAUGCAACAAAUGUUAAUAACUGGCACUGGUGAGUAGAGGACAGAAAAGAAUGCCCGCCAGUGGUCAAUCAACAAACUCCAAGAGUUGCUGACAGGUUUGAAGAUUGAAAAUGCACUUGGUUGACUUGACUGUUAGCACACCCCAGUCCUGAAGCUGAUAGAUUGAAAGACAUUAUCAUGAAAGAUGCAAGAGAACUUAUUAGACUUAAGUUAGCAAAUUAUGUAAAAACAUUAAAAGAGGAUUUCAGCAAAGGCAUGAUUUUGGCAAGGAAGAGUGAGGGAAUGAGUGAAACUAAGACAACAAAGACUGGUGACACUGAAAGGUUAUCUCAAGUACUUUUUGAGAAAGUUCCAGUAUCAAAAAGUGAACAAGAAGUCAAGCAAUUAAAAACUGUCAAAACUGGAACCCUAACUAUGACAAUUAAACUACAAUGCACUAAGGAAGAAUUUUAUUGUGCUCUUACAAAUAAAGAGAUGGUGGAAGCUUUCACUAAAAGUGGUGUUAAAAUGGAUGUAGAACCUGGUGGGACGUUUGAGUUACUCAGAGGAAAUAUAAGUGGACAAUUCUUGGAGCUGGUACCCAACUCAAAGAUUUAUCAGACAUGGAGAAUCAGCAAUUGGCCUGAUGGUCAUUUCUCAACUGUUCUAAUUGAAAUAGAACAACUUUUGGAUGGCAUAGAAGUAAAACUGACUCAAGAAAGUAUUCCUGAAAGUCACUUGGAUACUAUGAAGGACAACUGGAAUCGCUACUACUGGGAUGCUAUGAGAGGAACUUUUGGGUUUGGUGCAUUCCUUGCAUGAAUAUGGUGAAUUAUGGUAAACAACUGUGGUGAAGAAAUGCUAUCUUACAGUACUGUGACCAUAUUUGACACUUGCGAUUAUUAAUACAAUUUUACUCUACUGUGAUUUUGUAUGUAACUGUGAUACACUAUUCUUUUGUCAUUUUACCUUAUGAGUAAGGUUAAGUAUUAU